AUGGCAGAAGGUGCGCGCAGGAUAACAACACAUGACGACGCUCGUCCCACGACGUGGGGAGUUGGCACUACUGGCGUUGCUGGACCUGAUAAGCAAGAUGGGAAGGCAGUUGGGACGGUCUACAUCGGCAUUGCCAGCCCCACUGGUAGCAAGGCGUUUGGUCCGUUCAACUUUCCAGGGACAAAAGAAAGAAUACGGGAGGCAACAGUCAUGAAGGCACUCGCAAGGUUGCGAGAAGAGUUGACGAAGGCGAGACACGCAUGA
Molecule: messenger RNA, 264 nt
Organism: Podospora bellae-mahoneyi
Lineage: Eukaryota; Fungi; Ascomycota; Sordariomycetes; Sordariales; Podosporaceae
Exons: 1
Coding region: 1-264 (87 amino acids)
Source: RefSeq, a predicted model, not a curated record